AUGGGCGUGCCACACAUCACCUCCUUCUGCUGGUGCAUGGGACUCGAGGUCGGAGCCAAGUGCGUCGGCUUCGUACACCUGCUGGUAUCAUUCAUCCUGAUGAUCCUGUGCUCCGUGUUCGCGGAGAAUGUACGCGGCUUCGUGGGCACGGCGGAGGACGCCGGUGACGGCCUGUACGCCACCUGGUACAAGAUCGCCGUCACCACCGCCGUCGUCACCGUCGUGCAUGUCCUGCUCGCCUUCACACUGCUCUUCUCUGUCUUCAAGCGCUCGCCGCGCGGUAUCCGCGCGUGGGUGUGGGUGAUGUCUGCGCUGUGCGCGGCGGCGCUCGUGUGCAUCGUGGUGCUCGUGGCCACGCACGGCCUGUCCGGCUCCGGCUCCGACAUCUUCCUGUCCUUCCUCGAGGGACUCGUCUUCUUCGGAGUGAUGGCUUACUGCAUCCUGUGCGUGAACAGUUACUACUUGAUGUUGAAGAGUGCGGAGGACAUGGAGGGCCCGCACAAGUCUGUCUACUAG
Messenger RNA from Spodoptera littoralis (African cotton leafworm), 516 nucleotides. The record is from the annotation of a GenBank genome assembly. Lineage: Eukaryota; Metazoa; Arthropoda; Insecta; Lepidoptera; Noctuidae.